Xylona heveae TC161 is the source of this 2295-nucleotide messenger RNA. RefSeq lists its product as hypothetical. The coding region runs from base 1 to 2295 and encodes 764 amino acids. Gene Ontology annotation, cellular component: nucleus. Gene Ontology annotation, molecular function: chromatin DNA binding. Lineage: Eukaryota; Fungi; Ascomycota; Xylonomycetes; Xylonales; Xylonaceae. The transcript is spliced from 2 exons. The record is from RefSeq and is a predicted model, not a curated record.
AUGGUGGAUCAACAGGAGCGCGAGUUCCGCAGAAAGUUUGCCGGUAAUGCCGCAUUUUAUGCGGAUCUUGACGAGCAUCGUCAGCAGACUUUUCUUCAACGGAAUUUGAGGACGGUCUUUCGCUCCCAUGCGCAACAGCUUACGAGGAAAGCAGAGCCCGCAUAUAAAAUUGAGGAUGAAGAUACCAUCAAGGUCGACCAGUCUGGCGCAACGGGUGCAAAAAAGCCAAAGUGGACUCUUCCAUCCCGAGAAAUCUUGGAUGAUGUCAAUUUUCGCAAGACCGAGAGAGUCCUGAAGAUUGAUCUGAAAGGGAUUGUGAUGAAAGAACUGACUAAAGACACCGUGGAAAAUGCGAGCGCCUGGAGGACAGACCUCAAGUCUGAAAUUCCGUGUCAUGUCCAAUUGAGAAUCGUGGACUCAACCGGAUCUAAAGAAAAGACAGUGGUGCGAGAUGCCACAACGGGAACUAUCGGUGGUUUAGACAAGGAGAUCGGUAGCGACGGCCUGCAAAUCCAACUUGACACACCUUUCUACAUCAAUGUAGAAAAAUUAUUUGUCAAUGUGGAAAAAAACAAGCGCCGAAGGAUGUCCGCUGCUAGUUCGUAUUCAAUGGUUCUCGUUUUAAGCCCUAUGGAUUCGAGCACUUGGUUCGAACAAGAUUCUCGACGUUUGAAAGAUGCAUUAAAAUCGCUCCUUCGCUACACAGAAUCCGAACAGAGGAAUGCGACUGCAAAGACGAAGGACAUACAGGCUUUUUAUGCAAAAUGGCCAAAUCUCCUCCAAUGCCCACAGGAUGGCGCACUGCUUGAAACAUGCCGGUACAAGGAUGCCAAACCAAUAUCCGACUGUGGAAUUCUGGUAGAUAUGGGGUGGAAUAAGCAAAAAACUCCACUUGAAAGAUAUAAUAGCUUUCUCCGCGACUCGCCAGCUAUUCGAUUUCCGACACCUGUGUCUGACAGAGCGAGCGAAGCUUCCAAGGUAGAAGUCACGUAUGUGUUCGGAGAUUGGGUCUCGUCCACGGAUGGCUUCAGGAUGAAAGAGUGGAGUGUUCCUGGCUAUCACUGUCCGUUCUGCCAUGGCAAGAAUUUGACAUCGUUCGAACAUUUGUCCUUUCACUUGCGAAAUUCACAUGCUCUCUUCAAGUUUGAUCUGGAGCACGUGGUGAAUCUGGAGGCGCCAGACAAUCAGGCAAACGUUAGCGUGAAGGUCAACAUUCAUGACGACCUUCGCGAAACUCUUAUAAAUACGCCAGCAUAUCUUGAAGAUCUGGACUGGCAACGUCCUCGUCGUCCUUUUGACUUGAAAAAAUACUUGGAAGGUGAUCAUAGUUGGGUCGGAGGCAGUCAGACUCCUUUGCGAUCUUUGAAGCGCGCAUCAACUCGUCGACCGUCUCGCACAACUGCCAGCAGAGGCAUGUCUUCGACUCCGAGCGGUCUGCAAGACGAUGAGGUGCCAGAAAUCCCCCCAAAGCGACGGAAGAAGUAUGUUGUGCCUCCGGCACCAGAUCCUAGUAUCCGAUUCUUCCGAACGACAUCGAAGCGAAUGUUGAACGAAGGGGAGGAAAUCAGCGAGAGCGAUGACGAUGUUGAUGAGGCAUGGCUCAUCCACAAGCAUGACGAAGUCAUAGACGAUUUUAUCGACGUUAGCGAUCCUGAGAAGGAAUUCAUCAAACGUUGGGACGCGCAUAUGCUUGAAGAAGGAUUGAGUGGGAACAUACACUUUGCAGAUGCAAUGGUGCGGUUUGUGCGAGCCAACAAACUUUGGCUUUGCACCACUGAGAGGUUUGUCGAGUUCUCAAAAAUCUGUGCAAAGCUCAAAUUAAGCGGCACAAUCGGUGGGGCCGUCAUAUUGCGAUGCGUGCGUAUCAUCCAUGAAGAAGCAAAUGCCCAGGGAAAAGAUAUUAGUCUUGGCGCUGCACAACAAGCACCGGAUGUGACGGAGUCUCCGCUGUCGCGGCGUAAUCUACGUUUAGGCCAAUAUCAUCUCAGAAGCAGCAAGGAGAAAACCACUCCCGGAUUGUCUCAGUCACCAGCUCCAAAUGGAGUCAAACAAGAGCUAGAUGGCACACCUGCAGGACCGGAUGCGCUAUCGAACGACAAUCGCCCCGCUCGAACAAGAUCAGCCUACGGGGAAUGUAUCUGCGGCAAGACCAUAAAAGAUUUCCAUACUGCUAUCAUCUGCUCUCAACCUGGCUGCCUCCAACCAGAUUUCCAUCUUGUUUGUGCGGGCUUAGAGAACCGUGAACCUGGUUGGCUCUGUUCAUAUUGCUCUUCGAAAAGAAGGCCUCCAGAGUGA